AUGGAGGACCAUCAGUCCGGAGGUGUUGAUCACCCAUCGUAUGUGCUCGGCAAAGUCACUGGCUGCGAAGCGCAAGUAUUGGGAAUGAUGGAUGAUGGUGGUACUAUCCACGAGCCACAUCGUGGGCUAGUCAAAGAACGGAAAGGCGAGGAGGACGAAGAGCAGGAGAGUCAAGGGCCGACGAGCACGCCUGAGAAACCAGGCGCGGUCCACACAACAGUCCAGGGCACCACACCUUUUGAGCACGAUGUACGACACAAGCAGGGCCAACAUCCGUGCACCAAAGUACAGCGUCAGAAAGAGCACGAAGAGCUUCUCUCCGCGGAGUGCCUUGGGCACGUUCACACCGAGACGGAAUCCAUUGCUGUGGUAGAGAUUGAGGCCCAGAAGAGUCGUAAUGCCUCCGACGCCAAUGAAGAGUGCAUGCAGGCAGUUCUCGAACGAUUCGGGAUCAGAGAGAUCGGGCAGAGUCCCCCACGCCGAGAAACUGCCCCCGCCAAAGGAGGACAGGAAGAGGAUGAGGGGAUUGGGCUCGUUGCUGGGGGUGCCACUGGGAUUAGAAGUGAUACGCAGGAAUCAAAUAGCUCACUAAACAUUGGAUGCAGUAGCGAUCAGAAGGCUGGAGACGCCGAGGGCCAAAAUGAUGAGGUGCACCUCGAGAGACCUGGGAUAGAGGUGGACGAUGCAGGCUGGAAUGUAGGCGGGGGCGGUCGCAGCUACCCCGAUUCUGAGGCUCUCGAGAAGUGUGCGGCUGGGAAGCUCGAGCAUUGUGGAUUCCUCGAGAUGGGAGGCGGUGGUUGUGACGAAGAAGGAGGCGGUGGUUGUGACGAAGAAGGAGAGGAAGAAAGAGGAAGAGGUGGGGUGAGGUGUGUGCUUUGCCAGAGGUGGGACUGCGCGCUCCGCGGUCAGUCCAACCGUUCGAUCUUACCCAUGCGCCCUCUCCAAAGACCAUAG
Messenger RNA from Trichosporon asahii var. asahii CBS 2479, 954 nucleotides. RefSeq lists its product as uncharacterized. The transcript is spliced from 4 exons. Lineage: Eukaryota; Fungi; Basidiomycota; Tremellomycetes; Trichosporonales; Trichosporonaceae. The record is from RefSeq and is a predicted model, not a curated record. Bases 1 to 954 code for a protein of 317 amino acids.